AUGGAGUUGAGUUCAAGGGAAGAGACCAGAGAAACUAAACUGAGAUUUUAUAUCAUACGUAUUAGAUUGUUUCAACCAAUCUUGCCAUGGCGACCAUCCGGUCGCACUCAUUUUACUCACAAUGCGAUUGUUCGGAGUGCUUUUCAAACAAUGAUGUUUGUUCAAGAAUUUGACAUACGUGAAGAUGAAGAACAACUGAUAAAGUUGCAAGAUAUCAUCGAUUUACUCGUUGCUGCAGGAUAUUUUCGAGCUCGUAUCAAAUCUAUCCCUCCUUUCGAUAGGGUGAUCGGUGGAAUAGUAUGGUGCAUAACGUCAUGCAACCAUACAGUUGAUAUCGAUCUGUUUUACUCUGAGAGUGCUACCAUUGGUCAAAAGAUAGCGUUAACUGAAAAAGUAGUGGAAGUGUUACCUCAAUUGAAAUGUCCCUAUACCAUUGAACCAUUUCAAAUCCAAGGACUUGACUAUAUCCACAUCUUCCCUGUUGUUCAGUGGCUUGUUAAAGAAGCUGUCUGUGCAAAAGAACAGUAUGGCGAUAGUGUACGAAAUCAUGCUGUAUAUCAAUUCGCUCAACGGUUUUGUUUUUCAAAGGAUAAGCGCAGAGAAAAAGAAAAAAGUAUUUUUUUAAACAACUGCCUCAGUGUGAAGGCGAAGUGUCCACCCCAACGCAUUUAUAAACAGAAGGGCAAUGUCAAACCACCAGAUUUACGAACCAAUAUUCGUUGUACUUUAUUGGAAUACGGAUGGAGAGAUGAUUGUAAUGUAGCAGUUCAAGAAAGCACUAAAUGGUUUGGAAAUGACAAAGAAGAUGAAAAUGUGGAUGCCGACGAGCUCCUGAUGGAGUUAUCGGAGACAGAAAUUCAGCCAGCAAAGCAACGUCUUCCGUCGAAAACACUUGCCCAAAUCAUUGAUAUAUCGGAUUUUGAUGCUGAUGAGUUGAAAAAUGAGAGAGGUUUUGUCAAGCCUUAUCAACAAAGCAUAUCAGCAGCAGAAAAAGAAUUAAUUGAACUCAGAGAAGAAGAAAAAGAUUUGGAUGAUUCUUUAGCAAGUCUUCAACUGAGGAAGAAGGCCCAACUACAGGAAAUGGAUGAAAUCGAUAGAAGAAUUGCGGACUUUGAGCAGCUGGUUAGCAGCAGUGGUGUAGAAACUGUUGAAAGGUUGAAACAUCUACUAAUUGAGCAUGACGAGAUUCAUAGGCGAGAAAUGGAUUUCAAAACAAACUGUCGAAAUGAACUACAGGAACUGGACGAGGUUCUUGAGCAACUGAGAACAGUCGGCCCUUUGAAGGAAGAAUUGAAGAAUAAUGGCGAUUCGGUGAAAAAUAUAAGUUUGGAAGCGGAGCAGCAUCUAACAAGUAUUCGAUUGGAGUUAUCAGAUUUAAAUCGACAGAUUGCUGCACAACAACGUAUGCUCGACAAUAUCCCUGCGCAAAUUGAAAUCAGCCAAUAUCAACGGAGAAUUAUCGAGCUUUAUAAUCAAAUGGCAAGCAAGCAUCGAGAAACGAAGCAAUUUUAUAUUUUACAUAACACUUUGGUUGAUAUCAAAACGUUCAUGAAAAAAGAAGUUGAUAUGUUCAACAGUAUCGAUGACGUUCAAGACUUGACUUCUAAACAAAGUUACAAAGACUCAUUUGUUGAGAAUUUGCAGAAAAUAUUGAAAGGUGUUGAUGCUUCUCUUGAGAAGGUAUCAACAAAGCAAAAAGAACUGCAAGCAAGAAGGGAUAAAUUAUAUAGCGAGUAUCAGUAUUUAUUGGAGAAAGAACGUUUAUAUUACAAAACAGUUGAUGAUUUCAAAAGUGCUUGCCAUCAAAAUGAGGAGCUAAGGCGCACAGUCGAAGGUGAACACCUAAUAUAA
Cercopithifilaria johnstoni is the source of this 1851-nucleotide messenger RNA. Lineage: Eukaryota; Metazoa; Nematoda; Chromadorea; Rhabditida; Onchocercidae. The record is from the annotation of a GenBank genome assembly.